AUGAACAGCGAUGAGAUGAACAGCGAUGAGAUGAACAGCGAUGAGAUGAACAGCGAUGAGAUGAACACCGAUCAGAUGAACAGUGAUGAGAUGAACACCGGCGACGAUCAACGAAGACGACCACCGACGAUGAGCACCGACGAUGAGCACCAACGAUGA
This is a messenger RNA of Pseudogymnoascus destructans, 159 nucleotides long. RefSeq lists its product as uncharacterized. Bases 1 to 159 code for a protein of 52 amino acids. Lineage: Eukaryota; Fungi; Ascomycota; Leotiomycetes; Thelebolales; Thelebolaceae. The record is from RefSeq and is a predicted model, not a curated record. The transcript has 2 exons.